This is a messenger RNA of Pichia membranifaciens NRRL Y-2026, 1470 nucleotides long. RefSeq lists its product as hypothetical. The record is from RefSeq and is a predicted model, not a curated record. The transcript has a single exon. Gene Ontology annotation, biological process: mitochondrial threonyl-tRNA aminoacylation. Gene Ontology annotation, cellular component: cytoplasm. NCBI's taxonomy places the organism in Eukaryota, Fungi, Ascomycota, Pichiomycetes, Pichiales, Pichiaceae. Gene Ontology annotation, molecular function: threonine-tRNA ligase activity; ATP binding. Bases 19 to 1386 code for a protein of 455 amino acids.
GUUGUACUGCGAGCAGUCAUGAUUAGCAGAUUAGUCCUACCUACAUGCUCGAAACGGUUUUUUGUGAGACAGUUUUGCUCGCAUGACCACAACCCCAAAGCAACCAAAGCAGCAACGACGUCGACAGCUACGCUUGAGCUUGCUACAAAACAGCAGCUAUACAUGCUAGACCCAGCAUCUCCAGGAUCAGUGUUUUUCUUGCCACAUGGAACACGUAUAUUCAAUAAAUUGUUAAAGUUCAUGAAACUCCAACAAGAAAAACAAGGAUUUACUGAAGUUAUUUCACCUUUAAUAUACAAGAAACAACUCUGGGAAACGUCAGGACAUUGGGCUAAAUAUUCGGAAGACAUGUUUCGUGUAGAAGGAAAUGACAAAUCCAAGUCUAAUGAGCUGGAAAAGGACGAUAUUUAUGGUUUGAAGCCUAUGAAUUGUCCGGGCCACUGUGUCAUAUUUAAACGGUUCAACAGGUCCUACAAGGAAUUGCCUAUUAGGUUUAGUGAUUGGUCAAGUUUGCAUCGUAAUGAAGCUAGUGGUGCUUUAACGGGAUUGACACGUGUCAGAAGGUUCCACCAAGAUGAUGGACACAUAUUUUGUACCCAUGAACAAGUUGGUGAUGAGAUUUCUAAAACUAUCAAAUUGAUUAAGAUAUGUUACUCUGUCUUUGGGUUGGAUAACUUCAGAAUGAUGCUUUCAACGAGGCCCGACAACUACAUCGGAACUUUGGAAGACUGGACACGUGCCGAAAGCGAACUUUCUAAUGUUUUAGACUCUGAACUAGGGGCUGGAGAAUGGUCUUUGAGAGAGGGAGAUGGUGCAUUCUAUGGUCCUAAAAUCGAUAUAUUGCUGACUGAUCACUUUGGUAAAGAGCAUCAAGCAGCAACCAUCCAAUUGGAUUUUCAGCUUCCUCAAAGAUUUAAACUUGAAUAUCAAAACGCUGAAGACAGCUAUGAUACUCCAAUCAUGAUCCAUAGAGCAAUUUUUGGGUCAGUAGAACGUUUCAUGGCGUUGUUGAUUGAUCACUACGCAGGUAAAUGGCCAUUCUGGUUAUCUCCAAGACAAGCUGUUGUUAUUCCAAUUAACGAUGCUCAUAAAGAUUAUGCCAGAGAGGUUGUAAAGGUUUUGAGUAACGAGUCUCAAGAUUUUGAACAUGCAACUAAGUUGAGUCAAAGUAAAUUUUACGUUGACUUGGAUGAUAGAAACGAAACAAUCGGUUUCAGAACAAAAGAGGCCAUUGGGAAAGGCUACAACUUUAUCAUACUUGUUGGUGAUAAGGAAAUUGAAAGCGGGAAGCUGGCUAUCAGACCAAGCUACAGUCGUAAAAUUGAAAACUUGUCUGUCGAUGACACUAGAAACAAAUUCAAAGAUCUUGAAAAUAACUAUCAUUGAGAUGAUAAAACUCUGUACAUAUAUAACAACCUAUCUGUUUAUUUUUAUUCCUAUAAAUACAAAUAUUAGAGCUAACAAAAGGUG